Messenger RNA from Abrus precatorius (Indian licorice), 1722 nucleotides. RefSeq names its product protein NRT1/ PTR FAMILY 1.2-like. Lineage: Eukaryota; Viridiplantae; Streptophyta; Magnoliopsida; Fabales; Fabaceae. Gene Ontology annotation, biological process: transmembrane transport. The transcript has 4 exons. Bases 1 to 1722 code for a protein of 573 amino acids. Gene Ontology annotation, cellular component: plasma membrane. Gene Ontology annotation, molecular function: transmembrane transporter activity. The record is from RefSeq and is a predicted model, not a curated record.
AUGGAGAUAUCAGUGGAGCAAGAGAAAGCCACCGAAGUGGUUGUAAGGAAAAAGGGUGGUUACAUAACCAUGCCCUUUAUCAUAGCGAACGAGACUUUUGAAAAGGUUGCAAACGUGGGGCUCCAUGUGAAUAUGAUUUUGUACCUGCUACGAGAGUAUCAUUUUGACCCUUCAACAGGAGCUAUUGUAAUAUUUCUGUGGAACGCCUUGUCCAGUAUUAUGCCCAUUUUUGGUGCUUUCCUUUCCGAUUCUUGCCUUGGACGAUUUCGUGUUAUUGCGUUGGGAACAGUCAUUGAUCUUCUUGGAUUAAUUGUGUUGUGGCUUACUGCAAUUAUUAGGCAUGCAAGACCUGAGUGUAUAGCAGGACUUUGUGCAAGUCCAACAGUACCGCAACUCCUGUUUCUUUUCUCUUCACUUGCUCUUAUGGCAUUGGGAGCUGGUGGCAUUAGGCCAUGUACCUUAGCCUUUGCUGCUGACCAAAUCAACAACCCUCAAAACCCACGAAAUGAGGCGACCAUGAAAAGCUUCUUCAAUUGGUAUUAUGUUUCAGUUGGUGUUUCAGUGAUGGUUUCAGUUAUAUUUAUAGUGUACAUUCAAGUGAAAGCAGGGUGGGUUGUGGGUUUUGGGAUUCCUGUGGGGCUUAUGUCCUUUUCUGCUAUCAUGUUUUUCUUGGGUUCCUUCACAUAUGUCAGAGCGAAACCAAACAAGAGCUUGCUCUCUAGCUUAGCCCAAGUGAUUGUAGCAGCCUGGAAAAACAGAAACUUACCCCUCCCUCCCAAGAACUCUCACACUUGGUAUUUCCAUAGUGGCUCUAGUCUUGUUCAACCAACGGACAAAGCAAGAUUCUUGAACAAGGCAUGCAUGAUCAAGAACAGAGAAAAAGAUUUGGACAGUGAUGGGAUGCCCAUUGACCCAUGGAGGUUAUGUACAGUAAGACAAGUUGAGGAGUUGAAAGCCAUAAUCAAAGUCCUUCCCAUUUGGUCCACAGGCAUCAUUCUUGCUACUACCAUAAGCCAACAAACAUUUUCUGUGGUCCAAGCAAGCACCAUGGACAGGGUUGUGUUGCAUAUGGAUAUUCCACCCACCAGCUUCAGUGCAUUCAUAAUCCUCACUUUGACCAUAUGGGUGGCUAUUUAUGAUCGCAUUCUAGUUCCUUUGUUACCAAAGGGAAAAGGACUCACCCUUAUGCAGAGAAUGGGAAUAGGAAUAGUGGUCUCAUGUUUGGGCACUGUGGUGGCAACGUUGGUAGAGAUGAAAAGAAGAAAUGAAGCCAUAAGAGAAGGGUUCAUAGACAACCCCCAAGGAGUGGUAAACAUGUCUGCUAUGUGGUUGGUUCCACAAUAUUGCCUAUAUGGUUUAGCUGAGGGUUUGAAUAUCAUUGGACAAAUAGAAUUCUAUUACACUCAGUUUCCUAAGACCAUGUCAAGCAUUGCUGUUGCUCUUUCUACCUUAGGCUUUGGCAUGGGAAACUUGUUGGCUAGCCUUAUUGUCAAGAUUGUGAAAGAUGGGACAAGUAGAGGAGGACAAGUUAGUUGGCUUGCAUCAAAUAUCAAUAGAGGACACUAUGAUUACUAUUAUGCACUCCUUUUCAUUCUAAAUUUGGUUAAUUUGUUCUUCUUCUGCAUAUGUAGUUGGGCUUAUGGGAGUACUCAUGAUAUUAAGAAUUGGGAUGAAGAGGUUGACACAAAAGUAGUACCUGAGAAAGAGAUGGACACUACAUGA